GAGGCACGAAAACAACAAUAAAUUGGAAAGCAAAUACCAACCAGGUUGUUGACAACAUACACACACACAAACACACACCACACGCGUGCACGUUCGUCGAGAGAGCCUCCUGCUCCUGCAACUGCCACCUGCCUCGGGGGGCGUCGUUGUUCUAAUGGUAGAGAUGGGGGCUGGCGGCCUGGCCCCAUUUAAUGGUUAGCGCGAAAAAUAUUGUUGUUAUUGUGUUUUCCCUCAUAAGUGGACAGUUGGCGCGGACAAGGCAAAAGCUCAGUCAGUCACACUUUGGCAGGCGAGGACGAACCACGAACUAACGGACUUUCCCUCUGGUUCUGGGGUCCGAAAAUUGACCGACUACCCCGAAUGGAACAUGUCAUAAGGUUUGGACAGAACCUUCGUGCAAUGAAUGAUGGGCUGCGGUUCGUCCAUGGAGACGCAAUCGAAUCCUGUUGUGACAGAGGUCAGCACAGAAUUCCGCCAGCAACAAAAUGGUGCCGCUGUAACGAACAUUAUCGAUGAAUAUGUACGGCUGGACGAACAGAUCAGCAAGAUGGAGGGCAGUUGUCCGGGACCCAGAAUGGCCACCGCCGAGGCCUGGAUCGAGCAUCUGCAGGGCAAACAUGAUGCGAUGUUGGGUCUAGAUGGAAUGGAGGUGGCACAGCGUCGACAGGAAGAGCAGCAGGACACCGAAAUGGAGGCGCUAACCCUGUCCAGUUACCCUGCCCAGAAACGAGACGGCAAUCAAAUUGUGGCAAACACGCCCACCAAAGACCUGGCCCAGCUUGCCUACAACCUCGGCGUGAUUGGCGACGCACGUAAAGCUUCCAUGCACGAGGAUUUCUUUGCCAACCUGAGCGAAUCGGCGCUCUAUUUGCUCAGCAUUCGAUACUAUGGGGAACUGCUAGAGCACACCAAGGAGCGCCUGAAGACGCUCGCCGAGAGCUAUGCGGAGCUGAAUGAGCUGUAUGUAAGGCAGGAUGGGAUCAUAGCGUACAUUAGUGGUGGCACCUACAUGACCCGCCUGGAGGAGACCAUCGAUGAGCAGCUGGAGACGGCCCGCGAUACACGCGACAAGCUGGGCAGUACCUUGGAGCAGUGGCGCAUCUGUGGACUCCUGCUCCGAGCAGCCGCCAACUCCUCCACGCAGGCACUAAAGCAGUGGCGACAGCUUAGUAGGAUCAUUGAUCCAAAACAAAAGCUGCAAUGGGCGCUGGACUGCCGGAGUCUGCUCCAUGCAUCAAUGAUCUCCCUGGAGGCUGCUCAGCUGGCCCUGCCCCACGUGGAGCUCAAAUACAUGAGUCAUCGCCAAGUGCUGGCCGUCAAACACUGCAAUACCUACCUGAUCACGGACAUAGCCAACAAGGCGCGUUACGAGCACACAAGCCGUGUCUUUUCCACCUACGAGGCCAACAUGUCCAAGACGUGCACUUGGCUGUACGAGACAUUCAACAACACGCUUCGCAUCGACUUUGACAAGUCCGAACGCACUGUGUCCCGCUUAUCGAAGACACUGCGCGAUCAUCGCGCGGAGGUCUUCAGUACUGCGCGCAAAUGAUACAACUGAACCUUUUGAUUGCUCACUUUGUGUUUGUGUUUUUUUACUUUACUCUAAUAAAAAUAAGGAUAGAGUUAGUACCAAUAGGA
Messenger RNA from Drosophila persimilis, 1641 nucleotides. RefSeq lists its product as uncharacterized. The record is from RefSeq and is a predicted model, not a curated record. The transcript has 5 exons. NCBI's taxonomy places the organism in Eukaryota, Metazoa, Arthropoda, Insecta, Diptera, Drosophilidae. Bases 404 to 1552 code for a protein of 382 amino acids.